Rhinichthys klamathensis goyatoka is the source of this 1349-nucleotide messenger RNA. It is a transcript of the gene acbd6, whose product is annotated as acyl-CoA binding domain containing 6. The transcript is spliced from 8 exons. Gene Ontology annotation, molecular function: fatty-acyl-CoA binding; protein binding. The record is from RefSeq and is a predicted model, not a curated record. NCBI's taxonomy places the organism in Eukaryota, Metazoa, Chordata, Actinopteri, Cypriniformes, Leuciscidae. Bases 155 to 1057 code for a protein of 300 amino acids.
CUCACGGACCAAUUCUCAAAACAAGUCCGACUGAAUCGGAUUACGGAUAACAUACUGUAGCAGUCAACUGUCUGCGCUGGUUUUAUUAGUAAUUAAUAAUAAUUAAAGCACAACUACUAUUGAUUAUCCCUAUAAGGCAUCUUCAUUAUCUUCAAUGGCGUCCCGAUCUCCGUCCUCCUCCCCAGACUCAGCGACAGGCUCCGGUACUGAUCCAGCCCGGCCUGACACCGGAGAGCCGCUCGGUGGAGGGUCCGACUCGGAUUCAGAUUUCGGAUUAGGGAAGUUUGAUUGUGGUUCUGCGGAUACAGCGCUUCGAUUAGACGGGGUAGAUCCGGAGAAUGAGUUCGAGGUGGCAGCGGACCGGGUCAGAGAUCUCGCCCAGACAGCCAGUAGAGAGCAGCUGCUGUAUCUGUACGCCAGGUUCAAACAGGUCAAAGUUGGAAAGUGCAAUACAGCAAAACCUGGUUUCUUCGAUUUCGAGGGUCAGAGAAAAUGGUCAGCAUGGAAACAGCUGGGGGACAUGAGUGCAGAGCAGGCCAUGCAGGAGUAUGUGUCCUGUGUACAUGCCCUGGAUCCAGAAGGCAGUGAGAAGUCGUCGGAGCGAAGGGGAGGAUAUAAUAGAACUGGAUUCGGUGGGCCAGCGGUUAGCUCUCUAUACCAGGAGGAAAAAAUAAGGGAAGAGGACAAAAAUAUUUUCGACUACUGUCGAGAGAACAACAUCGAACAUGUCAGCAAGGCCAUCAGCUCCAAGAAAGUGGACGUGAACACAAGGGACGAAGAGGGCAGAGCUCUCCUGCACUGGGCGUGUGAUAGGGGCCACAAAGACCUGGUGUCUCUACUCUUGCAGAAUAACGCUGAUAUCAAUAGCCAGGAUGAUGAAGGACAGACAGCACUACACUAUGCUUCAGCUUGUGAGUUUGCAGAAAUCGUCGAGUUACUCCUGAAGGCCGGAGCUGACCCGUCAAUCAAAGAUCAAGAAGGCUCCCUUCCAGAAGAGGUGACAGAGUCUAGUGCCAUCUCCUCUCUCCUGCGCCAGUAUACUGCUCCUAAAGGCUAAAUCUCACUCUGUGAAACCCAAAAAUCAAACCCAAACCACAUGAUCACCAUCCUGUUAAAAGUUUAUACAAACUGUGCUCCUUAUCCAGAUGGUACACGCUGUCAAACCAACAAUAGUUCUCGAUCGGUUUAGCAUUUUAGAACUAUUCUAGUUCAUUCCAUUUGGCUGUGGAGCACCAGUGUUAUACUUUCAAACAGUUAAGUUCAGACAAACCUGUCCUCCCUGUCCUAGAAUGGUACAUUCCAAUGAAUGUGUUACUGUUGUUACUAUUAAAAACAUGGAAUCUCCUUAA